GAAAAACAAAACCGCUUGCUUAAGCUACUGCUUUUAAACAAACAAACUUUGAUGUCAGAAAGAGUUACUCCGAUCACUCUGAACGCGUAAAGUGCUGAUGUCAUCAACUCCGUCGCCAUCGCCAUCGCCAUCGCCGUCGUAUCUGACGCCGACGCAAAGAUACGCCGCCGGAGCCUUAUUCGGCCUUGCUCUACACCAAGCACAACUUCAUCAAACCCACCCACUCGGCCUUUCAACCGACGAUUUUCCUUCUCCGAGCAGUUCCACCUCCACCGGCGCGGUUUUCGAAGAUCCUGACCUUUGGGUUCACCACACCUCCGGUUUGCUUCGCCCCGUUUUUAUAUUUCUUGAUAUUGAUUCUGCAGCAUGGUCUGGACUUGAGGAAACUUCUGGCUCUUCUGUGGCUACGCGUCAUGUGGGACCGUUCUUGAGACUAUUGUCAGAAGAAUAUGAUGAUGAUAAUGCUAAAAGGUUAGAUCAAGAGCUUGCUUUGUCGGAAGCAGUUGAUGCUUUGGUUCUCAGCUUAGAAAAAAAUUCAGAGUCUUCGAGGUCAAAACGAAAGAAGUUGCGUGAAUAUGAGCAUGAAUGUCGUGAGAAGUUUUCAACUGCCGAUGUUCAACCAAAUUCUGAGAAGGUAGACAUGCAUUUGGAAACUCAGCAAGAGGAAGAUACUCUUUUCUUUGAAUGUGAAGAAGACCCACAUGAGGGAUCUUCUAACAGUAAGACUGAUGAAGGUCCAGUUGAAGAGUUAAUGAUGCUCAGCUAUCAGAGGAAAGUGACAGUUCUCUACCAACUUCUCGCUGCUUGUUUGUCGGAUAUUGGUGAAAAAAACACAAAAUAUACUCGGAGAAGAAAGGGAUAUGAUGCUCGACAUCGCGUGGCACUACGGCUGCUUGCAACUUGGCUCGAUAUCAAGUGGACAAAAAUGGAGGCUGUUGAGAUGAUAGUUUCUAGUUCUGCAAUGGCGAUCGUUAAAGAGCAAGAAUCAAAUAAAGAAGCUCAAUCAAAUGAAAGCGGCUGGGCUAAAUGGAAGCGGGGUGGUAUUAUUGGUGCUGCAGCGUUAACUGGGGGAGCUUUGAUGGCUAUUACUGGUGGAUUAGCUGCCCCAGCAAUUGCUGCAGGACUUGGUGCUUUGGCUCCAACUUUAGGUACUUUGAUCCCUGUUAUCGGAGCAGGUGGAUUUGCAGCAGCUGCUAGUGCAGCAGGAACUGUUGCUGGUUCUGUUGCUGUUGCUGCCUCAUUUGGAGCUGCUGGAGCAGGGCUUACUGGAACCAAAAUGGCUAGAAGAGUUGGGAGUGUUGACGAAUUUGAAUUCAGAGCUAUAGGUGACAACCAUAACCAAGGCAGAUUGGCGGUUGAGAUAUUGGUUUCCGGAUUUGUCUUUGAGGAAGAUGAUUUUGUAAGGCCAUGGGAAGGACAGAAUGACAAUUUGGAGAGGUAUGCACUGCAGUGGGAGUCCAAGAAUCUAAUUGCCGUUAGCACUGCAAUUCAGGACUGGCUUACUUCAAGAAUUGCGAUGGAGCUGAUGAAGCAAGGGGCAAUGAUGACUGUCUUGAGUGCACUUUUAACUGCAUUGGCUUGGCCAGCUGCAUUGCUUGCCGCUACUGAUUUCAUAGACAGCACGUGGUCAAUUGCUAUUGACAGAUCAGACAAGGCAGGGAAGCUGCUUGCUGAAGUGUUAUUGGGAGGAUUGCAGGGAAAUAGGCCUGUGACACUUAUAGGUUACUCACUUGGAGCAAGAGUUAUUUUCAAGUGUCUAGAGUGUUUGGCUGAAACGGAAAACCAUGCUGAACUUGUAGAAAGAGUUGUCCUUCUUGGAGCACCCAUUGCAAUCAAGGAUGUGAAUUGGGAAGCUGCUAGAAAGAUGGUAGCUGGAAGAUUUAUAAAUGCUUAUUCAAGGACCGACUGGAUGCUUGGAGUUGCUUUCCGUGCCAGCUUACUUUCUCAAGGUUUAGCUGGAAUCCAGCCAAUCGAUAUUCCUGGAAUCCAAAAUGUUGACGUGACAGAUCGCAUUGAGGGGCACUCUUCAUAUUUGUGGGCUACACAACAGAUCUUGGAUGAACUUGAACUGGAAACGUAUUAUCCCGUUUAUAACAGCAUUCUUCCUAAAGAGUAAACCAGUUCCAGUCCCACUUUCUUCUUGUUUGAAUAUAAGGAAGAUAAAUUCCUAGUGUCACUGUCAAGAGGAUCUGGAUUCCCAUGCAUGAAUCCAACUUUCUUGAUUGAAUAUAAGGAAGAUAAAUUCAUAGCAUCACUGUCAAGAGGAUCAGGAUUCCCAUGCAUGAGGCGUGUAUCGUUGUCAUAUAACUGAGUCUCUCUCAAACAUGUAAAUUGUAAUCAUAGAUUUUAUAUCUAAUAAUGAGUGUGUAUGAAUGAGCGAGCUUAAGAUAGUUCAUUAAGUUUGUUCUAACAUAUAUUAUUUGACGGGUUCAAUCUGUAUAAAGUAUACACAUGAAAAAAA
Medicago truncatula (barrel medic) is the source of this 2461-nucleotide messenger RNA. Its product is annotated as transmembrane and coiled-coil domain-containing protein 4. Lineage: Eukaryota; Viridiplantae; Streptophyta; Magnoliopsida; Fabales; Fabaceae. Bases 98 to 2116 code for a protein of 672 amino acids. The transcript is spliced from 15 exons. The record is from RefSeq and is a predicted model, not a curated record.